AUGGUAAUAUCAACAGCGUCAUCACCCACUAUUUUAAUCAGACGAUCAAAUUCUGAUACUAUCAUUGGAAAACGGGAUCGUCGUCAUCGUGUACCAGCUCAAGAAAUCGUACAAAAUUACCUUUUGAUUUGGCUUGAUGAAAAAAUCGAUAGAUCCACCGAUGAUUUCCGCAAUUCGAUCAGACAACUUCGACGAACAGUAAAUACCAUUGAAGUAUUUCAUGAUACAGAUGAAUGUAUUGGCUACAUGUCACAACUUCAAAAUGAAAACUCAUUUCUUAUUAUCGCCGGUUCUCUAUGCGAAAGUGUAGUGCCACGUAUUCACAACAUGACUCAACUUUAUUCAAUUUAUGUCCUUUGUCAGAAAAAAGCCAAGUAUGAAGAAUGGGCCAAAAAUUGGUCAAAAGUAAAAGAUAUUUUUGUCGAAAUCGAUUCUAUCUGUGAAUCAGUUCGUCAAACAGCGCGAGAAUGUGACGAAGAUUCUAUCGUCAUUUCUAAUCAAAUCGAACCAUCAUUCAUGUAUACACAACUAUUCAAAGAAAUUAUUCUAGAAAUCGAUUUCGAUGAACAGAAAGAAAUCAAUGACUUAGUCGAGUAUGCUGGCAAGAAGUAUGCUGACAACGAAAAAGAAUUGAAAGUUAUCGAUGAAUUCGCUCAAAAAUAUCAAGGUCAUUUAGGUGGAAACAACCAGCCCAUUUCGUGGUACACACGUGAAUGUUUCAUGUAUCAUAUGGUUAACAAAGCUCUGUGUACUUUACAAGUUGAAACUCUUCUUAAAAUGGGCAUGUUUAUUCGUGAUCUACACCAAAAUAUUCAAAAACUUCAUUCUGAACAAUUUUAUCAAAUACAAAAUGACUCAUCAAUAACAACACUGAUAGUGUACCGUGGUAAAACCAUGAUGGAAGAAGAUUUUAAAGAGAAAAUAAAACAAGGUGUCCUUAUGUCUUUUAAUAAUUUCCUGUCUACCAGUGAAGAGCGAAAUGUUGCCAUGGGCUUCAUUUCUAAAGGGCUGAAAAAAUCUACUCCUGACAACAACAAAAUUGGCGUUCUAUUCAAAAUGAAAAUCGAUCGAUCGAUUUCAUCGGCUUCGUUUGCUCGCAUCGAUGACAUAAGUCACUUCGAGACAGAAAAAGAAGUUCUCUUCUCUACACAUACAGUUUUCCGCAUUCAGCAUAUCACAGAAAUCAGGAUGAUGGAUACCGACGCGAAGAAGAUAUGGCAAGUUGAACUUACACUUACCAAUGGAAGUGAUGACGAACAACUCAGUGCUCUAACCGAAAAAAUAAGAGAAGAGAUCACUGGAACAGGGUGGCAAACAAUGGGUUGCUUGUUAUGGAAACUAGGUGCCAAUGACAAAGCCGAAGAGGUCUACAAGAUGUUACUUGCUCAAGCAUCCAAUCAAAGCGAUAAAGCGUAUUGUUACAAUGAACUUGGAUUGAUCAAGACGGAUCAAGGAGACUACCAAAACGCAGUUGAAUUUUUGAAAAAAACACUUGAUAUUUACGAGCAAACUCUAACUCCAAAUCAUCCCGACCUGGCUACUUCCUACAACAACAUUGGGUGGGUGUAUAACAACAUGGGCGAGUACUCAAAAGCACUUUCAUCGUACGAACGAUCACUUGAAAUUCGGAAAAUAGCUCUCCCUCCGACUCAUUCUGAUUUCGCUCAAUCCUACAACAACAUUGGUUUGGUGUAUAACAACAUGGGUGAAUAUUCGAAAGCACUUGAAUUUCACGAAAAAGCAUAUAAAAUCAGAGAAAAAACUUUACCUCCGAGUCAUCCGGAUUUGGCUACUUCCUUAGACAACAUUGGUGGAGUGUAUAGCAACAGGGGCGAGUACUCAAAAGCACUUUCAUCGUACGAACGAUCACUUGAAAUUCGGAAAAUAGCUCUCCCUCCGACUCAUUCUGACUCCGCUCAAUCUUACAACAACAUUGGUCUAGUGCAUAACAACAUGGGUGAAUAUUCGAAAGCACUUGAAUUUUACGAAAAAUCACAUCAAAUUUACGAAAAAGCUCUGUCUCCGAAUCAUCCGGAUUUUGCUACUGUCUUCAGCAACAUUGGUCUAGUGCAUAACAACAUGGGUGAAUAUUCAAAAGCACUUGAAUUUUACGAAAAAUCACAUCAAAUCUACGAAAAAGCGCUACCUCCGAAUCAUCCGCAUUUGGCUACUGUCUUCAGCAACAUUGGACUAGUGCAUAACAACAUGGGUGAAUAUUCGAAAGCACUUGAAUUUUACGAAAAAUCACAUCAAAUCUACGAAAAAGCGCUGCCUCCGAAUUAUCUAGAUUUGGCGAGUUCCUUCAGCAACAUUGGUCAAAUGUAUCAGAACUUGGGUGAAUAUUCAAAAGCACUUGAAUUUUACGAAAAAGCAUAUAAAAUCAGAGAAAAAACUUUACCUCCGAGUCAUUCGGAUUUGGCUGUUAGUCGUUUGAAUUUCGCUGCGUGUUACGAGAAAAUGGGCGAUUAUUCGGAAACUCUUGAAGCACUUCAAACCGCUUUACAGAUUCAGGAGAAAGUAUUUGAAGAAGGUAAUCAAGCUUUUACUUCAACGUAUAGUCUGUUUGGAAGAGUAUAUCGCAAUAUGAAGGAAUACUCAAAAGCACUGGAUUACUUUCAAAAGUGCCUCGCAAUAGAGCAAAAAACAUUACCAGCAAAACAUCCGCACCUUGCACUAACAUAUAGUAAUAUUGGUGAUGUUCAUCGACUUGAGGGUUGUUAUGAAAUGGCACUUCUCUUUCAUCAGAAAGCAUUAAAUAUUCAAGAAAAUAGUCGAUGUAAUCCUUUGGACUGCGCAACAACGUAUGUGAAUUUAGGUGAAACGUAUCGUGAAAUGAAAGAUUAUACAACAGCAAUGACAUAUUAUCAAAAAGGAAUGGAAAUUCGUGAGAAGAAACUGGGAAAAAAUCAUCCGGAUUUAGAUAUAAUCUAUCAUAAUUUGGCGAAAUUAUAUUUGAUUACUCAACAGUAUAGUAUGGCAAUGAAAAAUGUUCAACAAGCGAUUAAAAUAGGAGAAGAGAAGUUGCCAGGAAAUCAUCCUCAUCUUGUGGACUACAGAGAAACAUUAGAAAAAAUUCGAAAGAUGUAA
Messenger RNA from Rotaria sp. Silwood2, 3087 nucleotides. The record is from the annotation of a GenBank genome assembly. Lineage: Eukaryota; Metazoa; Rotifera; Eurotatoria; Philodinida; Philodinidae.